AUGGCUGUUAUGGAGCCGGAUCCACCUCCGGACCUCCAAAAAUUUCCUUCAAAAGAUGGAGUGGUAGAUAUCGACGAUACGAAUCCAACGCAAAAGGAAUCGUCUCAAUCCGACAUCCGAAGCUCCGGGAAUGUUGAAAAAACAGCCGCGAUGACUGUUCAUCUUCUCCAAGAACAUGCUGCCGUUGAUCGAGAAAUCGAUUUUAAUUCAAAUUCUGUGAUUUGUUUUGAAAAAACACCAAUUGGGGAUGUUAGAGAAACAUCUAAUCUACAACAUAUCAGAAAUUCAAGUGAUUUCACCGUGGCAAUUGAGAGAAACGAAGCUGCGACUGUUCAGGGAAAUUCUGGCGAAUCGCCAGCCAAUCGGACUGCGAUUUGCACGUCUUACGGCGACAUUCGAGAUGGCACACCACCUGGGUUUUGUAACCCACCUCGAGGCGCCCCUCAUACUAAAAGCCCAACUCCAUUGGACGACGGUGGCGCCGGCGAUACACUGUCGAAUUCCGACGUCGGAGUUCCGGCGACAUUCGAGCUUCCAGACCAAUGCCAUCUUGUAGAGGAGCUCAAUACGAGUACAAUCAUACAAAAAUCGCCACCAUCCUCUAAGUCAAACUUGUCGAAUAUCAAUUCGAAUAAUUCCGGCGGUGAGGCGAUUUCAGGCAGUGGCGGCGCCGCCGCAUGUGAUGGUGAAAACUCGAAAUUGUCAGUGGGUUUUGUGGAUGAUCAUACAAGGAACACCAUUAACCAAAAAGCCCCAUCAUCCACAACUCCUAACACUUUGAAUUUGGAAAUUAGGGUUGCACCACCACCUGCCGGAGGCGGCGCAGCGGCGGAGCCCCAAACUCAAAAUUGGCAAUGCCAAACUGCUCAACACAAUGAGGGGAGUCCACCAAUGCAAAAAGCCCCAUCAGGUAUGCCUCAUUUCAAUUCGAAUUUGACUUUUAGGGUUUCCAAUUUGUCUAGUACUAACACCAGUGGUGGCGCCGGAUCUCCGGCGAUCGGAAAAAAUAUUUUUGAAUUGAAUUUUAAUCCCCAGCAUCAAACUAACCCACAAGAACAAAAUUUUUCCAAAAAAGAUCCCUCCAACAAUUCAAACGUCGAUUCUAGUCUUGAUCCUAAAGAAAAAACCACCGGAACCAUCUUUCCGGUGAACGCCCAAAAUAAGUCUCAAAGUAAAAGUAACCCUCAUACUCUUAGGAACGAAAUAAACCAAACAACACAAUUUUUAGGCACCUCCAACUCAAAUUCUAAAAUUCCAACUUGUGUCACUAGGGGCGAAAACAGUCUUAUCGUGCCCGAAGCUGUUUUGGUUGAUCGUAUCACCACCUUGGGCAAUCCUAGCACCUCCACUAAUCCUAAACAUACCAACCACCCUCCCGUUUCAGACUUUCCCCCCAUCUCAUCCAAUUUCCAAAAAUUUGACCCAAAAAACUCUAAAAAUCCGAUAGUGUCCUUUACCCCCAGUGCGCUACCUCCUAAGACUAAGUCCCCUAACAACCAACCCACCACCACAAAUCAUCCUCCACCCCCUAUAGCAAAGCAAUCCAUGGCCACAAGACUAAGAGCUAAACAAGCCGAGCAUACAACCAGAAUUGACCUAACACCUCCAAAAAGGGUGACAAAACAAGGUUGUCCAGCUAUCAUGUUUAAGAGAGAAGACUACAUGGUUAAGAUGGCUGAAUCAUGUAAGUAUACUCUCAUAGGCAAGUUCUACAGUCCAAUACCCAAGAUGGAGGUACCACUAGAAGAAACCACCACCACAAAUCAGGAAGGAAGUCGCAAAGCACAGGAGGACUCAACCAACCAAAAUAGGAAUCAAAUCUCAAACAACCAAUGGGAAACCCAAAAACGAAGAAACUUCAAAGGUAAGACUCAAACUGUGCAAAAUACCCAAACGAUACAAGGCAACACUCAACAGCACGAGCAUCAACCAGGUAUUGACUCAAUGCUCCCAAUCCCCCAUGGCUCCCCCAGUAGUUUUAAUGUAUUGAAUGUUUUAACUGCUGCUGCUGAAGUAGUUAACGGAGGUGAGGAUGGUGGGAUUCAGGAGAAGCCAACUAACCUGCAGGAAGGGCAUUCUUCUUCCCAGCAUGUUAAUAAAAGAGAUUCAGUUGAUGCUCAAACAAUGGCCUCCAAACUGCCCCCUGCUGUGACCAUUGGAUGUGAGACCACAGUUGAUUCUGGAAGGCUUUCAAGUCCUUCUUUGAGAACUGAGCAGCAGCAGUUCAGGAGUGUAGAUGUAGGGGCAAACCAGAGCCAAAAAAUGACUCAACAGGUUGCUCAGAACCUGGUGCACAAUAGGGCCACUCAGAUGCAGAAACAAAGACCUGCAGAUGCUCCUAUUCCCACCAAGAAAAUGACCAAUACUGCAGCCCCCUAUCAGCCUCAAAACUCCCAGGAAAAUAGGGUGCACAAUAAGGCUACCCAGAUGCAGGGAUCAAGACCUGCAGCUGCAGGUUUAGAGCAAAAUUUGCAUGGUUUUGGCCCUAUUUCAGCUUCUACUCUGAAGGAAAAGAGUGUGCAAGUUGUGGCCCCUAAACUAAUAUCAAUUCAGCACAAUAGUCAAGGUGUAGAUCACACUGAAAAUGUUGAAAAUGACCAACAUUAUGGUUGCAGUUUCAGCAUUACUUCAAGUGAUCAAACCUCUAGUCUUAGUUCCCACCAAGUGCAACAUUCUAACUCCAAACAAAAAGACAAUGCAACCAUUAGUGGUAUAGAAUUCUCAGCUAGUCCUAGUCCCUAUAACCAGCAAGCUACCUCUAAAACACUACGGAAAAAGAGAACUAGAAAGAAGAAACAAGAAAAGAAGCAAGAAGCUGCAACCCCUACCCCUCCAACCACUGCUGAUACAGGUGGAAAAGAUAACAAUGGUAAGGUGUUUUCAAACUCUUGCUCACAAUAUGUACUCUUAGAUCAAAGCACACCAAUAAGGAGCCCUGAUUUUAGUUGUGAAGACCCUCUUAAUCUUACCCCUUUGAAUAUUCAGCCAGCUCCUUUUACGCAACCUGAAAAUGCCACCAACAUCCUUUGCACUAACAAUGAUGCUCAAACUUCAACUCCUGAUAGUGAUGAUGAAUAUGGGGUUAUUCAUUCGGAGGAUGAAUAUGACCAAGACUUUCAAGGUGAGGUUGAACUUGAGAAUGAAGAAGAGACUGAUGAACAGUCCAAUAGUAUAGCUACACCAUCCAAGACCACUACUAAGGUCACGAAUGAUGAGAUGAACCAGCUAGCUAAUAAGCAAGGCCUAUCACCUAGAGGCAUUCAUCAUAAUCCAAAAUUUACAACUAUUCAUGCUCCUAUUAGCAGACCAAACACUAGGCUCCACAACCUUAGAUCCCAUCAAUGA
This is a messenger RNA of Solanum dulcamara, 3345 nucleotides long. RefSeq lists its product as uncharacterized. The coding region runs from base 1 to 3345 and encodes 1114 amino acids. The transcript is spliced from 5 exons. The record is from RefSeq and is a predicted model, not a curated record. Lineage: Eukaryota; Viridiplantae; Streptophyta; Magnoliopsida; Solanales; Solanaceae.